This is a messenger RNA of Penicillium taxi, 1227 nucleotides long. RefSeq names its product l-allo-threonine aldolase. Gene Ontology annotation, biological process: L-threonine catabolic process; glycine biosynthetic process. Lineage: Eukaryota; Fungi; Ascomycota; Eurotiomycetes; Eurotiales; Aspergillaceae. Gene Ontology annotation, molecular function: L-allo-threonine aldolase activity. Gene Ontology annotation, cellular component: cytosol. The transcript has a single exon. The coding region runs from base 1 to 1227 and encodes 408 amino acids. The record is from RefSeq and is a predicted model, not a curated record.
AUGGAAAAUUCACUCUCAAUUCUAUCUCUACCGCAUGGUACUUUGCAGUUGGGUCCCUUGAGUUCCGAGAAAGAAACCGGCAUACCAUUGGCAGAUGGGAAAAGUUGCAGCAUGCCACCUGAGAGCAAGCCAGACAAUGUGUUGUCGUGGGCAGAUAACAGCGAGGCGUCCAUUGACUUUCGCUCCGACAUAUUUACCAGGCCGACAUUGCCUAUGCUAGAGGCAAUUAUCAACACAACACUUGGGGACUGCACAGCAGAUGAAGACACGACCACCGUUUCUUUCCAGCGCUAUGUUGCCGACUUGGUAGGCCAUGAGGCCGCACUUCUUGUCAUGUCCGGAACAAUGGGCAAUCAGGUAGCCCUUCGGACAAGUCUACACGCUCCUCCACAUGCCAUCCUAGCAGACCAUCGAGCCCAUAUCGCCACAUUGGAAGGUGGUGGAGUUACAAGCGUCAGUGGGGCGAUGAUACAAACCAUUGUUCCAUCCAAUGGGCAUCACCUCACUUUGCAGGACGUUAAGGAACACAGCAUACUGAGGGAGACAGUAUUCGACUGCCCAACCAGAAUAAUUAGUCUGGAGAACACAAUAUGUGGCACCAUAAUGCCCUUUUCCGACAUGAGAGACAUCUCGCUCUGGGCACGCGCCCAGAACCCGCCCGUUCACAUGCAUCUGGAUGGCGCUCGCCUCUGGGAGGCAGUUACUGCAGGAUGCUGCAAGCUGGAAGACGUUGGGCAAUACUUUGACAGCAUCCAGCUAUGCUUGACAAAGGGUCUUGGAGCACCACUUGGCAGUGUAAUAACUGGAAGCGCGUCUUUUAUCAAGAGGGCAAAAUGGAGCCGCCACUUACUGGGCGGGGGCGUUCGCUCUUCCGGUAUCAUGACGGCGCCGGCAAAGGUAGCUAUUCAGGAUGUAUUCCUAGGUGGGAAAAUGCGCCUUGCACACGACAAGGCGAGACGUGCGGCGAGACUUUGGCAAGGCCUGGGAGGGAAGCUUCAGGUGCCGACGGAGACGAACAUGCUAUGGCUUGAUCUGCCAGCAUCUGGUGUAGACCGUGAUGAGUUUUAUGCAUUGGGUCGCCAGUUGAAUCUGAAAGUAUCAAAUAGUCUGAUUGUGGGACGGCUGGUUUUCCAUUACCAGAUUAGCGAUGCUGCAUUUGAAAGACUCUGCCAGCUUUUCAAUACUAUUCUCAAAGGCCGGACGGCUCAGACUGCUAGCAGCGAGUAG